Lentinula edodes (shiitake mushroom) is the source of this 1107-nucleotide messenger RNA. RefSeq names its product glycoside hydrolase family 28 protein. Gene Ontology annotation, biological process: pectin catabolic process. Lineage: Eukaryota; Fungi; Basidiomycota; Agaricomycetes; Agaricales; Omphalotaceae. The coding region runs from base 1 to 1107 and encodes 368 amino acids. The transcript has 15 exons. Gene Ontology annotation, molecular function: polygalacturonase activity. Gene Ontology annotation, cellular component: extracellular region. The record is from RefSeq and is a predicted model, not a curated record.
AUGUUCCACACCGACAUGCAGUCUCUCGUUACUUUCGUCGUUCUUGCGACUACGUUUUCGUUUUCUAGUACGUUUGCUUCACCAACGAGAACAGGAACAGCCAAGCGUUCCACCUGUACUGUUAACAGCGUGUCAAGCGCCUCAGAUCUUUCCGCUUGCACCAGUGUCGUCAUCACUGCCUUUGAGGUUCCUGCUGGAGAUACUGUUACCAUCUCGGCAGCGUCGGGUGCUUCUAUCGAGAUGACAGGUUCCGUUUCCUUCGCAUACACCUCUGCUACCGGUCCUCUUUGGACUUUCGAUACUGACGAUGUUACCUUCACCGGCAAAGGAUACAGCUUCAAAGGCAAUGGCGAUCUCUACUGGGAUGGAGAGGGCACUGGCGGCGGUGUUGCCAAGCCUCAUCCAUUCGUCAAAUUCAAGGGUUAUGGAUCGUUCACCGACUUCAUCAUUAAGGAUUCACCCGCACAAGCCAUCUCUGUCGGUACAACCGGAACCUCUUCCUUCACUGAUAUUCUUGUUGACAAUCUGGAUGGCGCUGAGCUAGGUCACAACACCGAUGGGUUCGACGUCUCCGCUAGCGAUGUCACCUUCAGCGGAAAUAAAGUAUACAACCAAGACGAUUGCAUUGCUAUAAAUUCCGGUAGCAACAUUGUCUUUGAGAAUAAUUACUGCUCUGGUGGACAUGGUAUCUCCAUCGGUUCCAUCGCUUCCGACAAGACUGUGUCUGCAGUGACUAUUUCUGGAAACACCGUGGUCGAGAGCAUGUACGGAAUGCGGAUUAAGGUCGACAGUGAUGCCACAGACGCUUCUGUAUCGGAUAUCACUUAUUCUGGCAAUACAAUCUCCGCCAAUGACAAAUACGGACUCCUCAUUAGUCAAAGUUACUCUGAGGAUUUUGGAACUCCUGGCACCGGCAGUAUCAUCUCCGACAUCAACUUUACUGGCAGCAAGACUACAGUGACUACGAGCGGCGACUAUCCACGAGUUGGCGUUGACUGUGGUAAAUGUACUGGAACCUGGAAUUGGUCUGAGCUCGUCGCAAGUGGAGGUGACUCUUCCGACAUUGUUCUCGCUGGUGGAGCUAAGAUUUCAGGGGGAAGUUAUUAA